Messenger RNA from Durusdinium trenchii, 1587 nucleotides. The record is from the annotation of a GenBank genome assembly. NCBI's taxonomy places the organism in Eukaryota, Dinophyceae, Suessiales, Symbiodiniaceae.
GCAAAUGGACCUUUCAAGAAACAGCCUUUGAAGAACAUCAUUGAAACGAAGGACCCUAAGGACCUAUUUUCUUGUACUCUGAACUGGUUUCAACCCAGACCAUGCAUCUGAUCUGAUGCACUGGGUGCCCAGCUAGGUAGCUGGCAGCCGUUGGAGCUGCAUUCGGCACGCUCCAAAGGAUUCUCCGAGGAGGAGCUUUGGUUUCGCAUGGGCUCGGUGACGAAGGAGGGAGUUUUGAUCCAAGGGCCCAAUCCUUUGACUGGAUCUUGGUUGGGCCACUUGCGGUCCAUGGCCGCGGUGCAAGGUUGCUUAUGCAUUCUGAGCAGCCAGAUGGUCUUGCAUGUCUAUGACCUCAAGUCCCAGCAAUCCCGCAAGUUCUCCUGGGGCACCAGUGCUGUGCCGGGUUCGGGCGGCGUGCCCGCCUGCUCCGGCGCCAGCCUGGUGCCGGAGCCGCUGGGAGGUUUUCUUUGCACCUACGAUUGGCACCACGAAGCCCUGCUGCGGCUGUGGCCGCGCCAGGGGCGUGCAGAGGCGCUGCGGCUCAUGCUGCCAGUGGGUGCCAGCUGCGCUGGGCGGUUGAAAGAGUUGCCCGUGUUGGUCUUCUUCGGAGGGCAGGAAGUGGUUCUGGUGGCCACGGAAGGUGUCCAAGUAGCCCGCCUUCGGGUGUCGACUGGAGAGAUCGAGGACAUGAUGGAGCUGAGUGUGAAGAGACUGCUGCUGAGAUGUGGCGAAGUCUUUUGGGAGCUUCAACUGGGCAGUCUUCAGCCCACCAGCGCGUCGGACUUCUUCCACCAGCUCCACCAGCUCCGCAGCCUCCAGCUCCAUCCGGUAACCUGGACGUCCUCCACGUCGCCGCCGCGGGCGCCGCUCGCGCCGCCGUCGCUGCGCGAAGCGCUGGGGCCGUGGAGCGCCAGCGAAGCGCCGCUGCCGGAGCUGCCGGAGCUCGCGGAGCUGGGGCGGUUUGGGACCCUGUCGACUGCUACAUCCCAUGUGAUGGCAGCCCCAAAAACAAGCUUUGCACUGCUGGCUGUGGGGCUCAACCUGAACUUGCCCAGUACGCCGAGCCCAGAACAGCAGGCUGGAGGCACCUGCCCAGCUUUUGGCCCAGCUGACCGGAGAGGAGGUCAACAUGGAGCUCACCCACAAAAUGGUGCAUUGCUGGCACCAUGCCUCCCAGAGUCUCAUCUCCAUCUUCUCCAUUCCGGGUAGCUCGCCCUUGCGUGCCCGCUUCGGCAUGGUGUUGCUGGAAGCCUUGGACCUCUCCUCGGGUCAUUUGCGACGACUGGUGCUGGGCAAGGUGCCGGGACUGGGCUUGAAGUCUCGUACUCAUUCUGGCCCUGGUACUGAUGGCUCCUUGGCCACUCAGGGCUUGCUCCUGACGCAGCGCAACCCGGAGCGUGGUCGUGUCGAGCGCCUGGAGAUGCCGGAGUGCAUUGCAUGUUGCGAGUUGGAGGCCACCUAUCGGAACAUGAUGGGCCGACGAGACGCGGAAGACACAACCGCAGGAGAUUCCGACGACCCCGAGCUCGACGACGCGGCGGACGACGCCGCCGUGCCCGACGACGACGGCGCCGACGCCGACGCCGG